This is a messenger RNA of Amblyraja radiata (thorny skate), 3422 nucleotides long. RefSeq names its product multivesicular body subunit 12B. NCBI's taxonomy places the organism in Eukaryota, Metazoa, Chordata, Chondrichthyes, Rajiformes, Rajidae. The transcript is spliced from 10 exons. The record is from RefSeq and is a predicted model, not a curated record. Gene Ontology annotation, biological process: viral budding; virus maturation; regulation of epidermal growth factor receptor signaling pathway. Gene Ontology annotation, cellular component: late endosome; ESCRT I complex. Bases 111 to 1046 code for a protein of 311 amino acids.
UGGUGCCGGGCGGCCGGCCCACGGCUCCACGCCAGCCCCAGGCUCCGGCGGCCGCGCAGGCCCCGGCCUCCCGUCCCCUUUGUCUCUGCUAAUUGCAGUCAAGCCGGGCCAUGAAAAGCUGCUUCUGUGUCCGGCGGAGCGACGAGCUGCCGCAGCUAACAAGUCGCUCAAUGAUGCCUGAAAUAUGGGAUCUGUCUGAAGCUUUGCCUGAUUUGUCCAUGGAUCCAAUUACGGGCGUUGGAGUGGUCGCCUCACGAUAUCGGGCACCUGCCAGUUACGAAGUAAUUUCGCAAACGGCAGAUGGCUUGGAUGCUGACCUAUGGAAGGACGCCUUAUUUAAAUCCAAGGUCACCCGAUUUCUCUGCUUUACGAGAUCAUUUUCCAAGGAGAACAGCCAUUUAGGGAACGUGCUAGUGGAUAUGAAGCUGAUCGAUUUAAAGGAUACUUUACCGGUGGGCUUUAUCCCCAUUCAAGAAACAGUGGACACUCAAGAGUCGGCUUUCAGGAAGAGAAGAUUGUGCAUCAAGUUUAUUCCUCGCGACUCAACUGAAGCUGCCAUUAGUGAUGUGAGAAUCUAUGGCAAAUCCAAGCAGGCUCCUCCACAGUAUACCUUCAUUGGGGAACUGAACAACAUGGGAAUCUGGUACAGAAUGGGAAAAGUUCCAAGGACACAAGAAAUCCCAACAUCGACUACUAAAACAUCAUUUACGUCAUCUUCAUCAAGCUGUGUUCCUAACCUUCCCAGGCAUGUAUCCUUGACGCUUCCUGCUAGUUUCCGAAAUAAGAUGCCUGGCAACAGACCAGACUUUGAACACCAGACCUCCAGCCUAUAUGCCAUAUCAGCAAUGGAUGGCGUGCCUUUCACGGUUUCAGAGAAAUUUGCGAGUGCAAUAGAAACUGUGCAGCCAGAUGAAUUAAUGGGCAUAACAAUCAAAUCGUUGGCUGAAAUAGAAAGGGAAUACGACUACAGCUUCAGAACGGAACAGAGUGCCGCUGCUCGCCUUCCUCCGAGUCCCGCUAAGUGUCAACAGUCCCUGACGUCCUGAAGACUGGUCUCAAUGGACCUCUUGUAAAUUAAGGGACGGAGAACCGACUGGAUCAAGCAGCGUUGUUGGGAGAUCUUGCUUUUCUUUACCUUCCACUGAAAUAGAAUUGGUAUACUGGAUAAAAUGGGCACUGUUUCUAAUAAUCAGCAGUCUACCUGCAACUUAACCUUUUGUACAUGGAGUUUUUGUAGAUAUAAUGUUCAAUGUGAUCUUUUAAUUGCAGAUCUUUGGGCCUUGGACACAACGAUUAUUAAGCAAAGGCUGGAUGUUUUUGCCUUCAUGAGCCAUAGUAUAUUUCUUCAUCUCCCAUUCAUCAGGUUAUUUUUGCACACUUCAGAAAUCCUUCUGGGUUGGUCAUUCUCACAGACUAAGCAGCGUCUAACAUAUAAGUAGCCAUUUCUUUUAAGACAUUAUACAGAAUUAGGAGUACUUUUUUUUAAUGAAGGAAAUAAAAUUAAGUUUGGAAAUAUCAUGACAUAACUGCUUUAUUUACCAGCAAUCCAAACAUUUGUUCCAGAGUAAUAUCUAACAUUUUGACCAACAUUAUCUACAUCAUGUAGCAAAGUCAUAAGAUGUUUGUUCAUACCAGCCAGGGAACUGGAGAGUGGCUGGUUUUAGUUAUCUUGCAAUGUGCCAUAUUACUUUUGUACACAUUCUAAAACAGCUUCAUUUAUGCCGCCCUUGUUAAUCAUCAUCUGUUUUAUUGUUUCUUCCCCUGAAAAAUUCCCCGAUUUUUUCCUUCUCUCGCUCCCUCUCUCUUUCUCUCCCUCUCUCCCUCCCUCUCCCUCUCUCCCUCCCUCCCUCUCCCCCUCUCUCGGAGUUAAACAGCUUGUUAACAGAAAUCGGAAUGGGACACAAUUUCAGGGGGGGUCGUAGAUGCCAUGUUCAAAUUAAUUUCUUCCCUUUAUUUUUCCACCCCCAGUUUUCAUCUAACUGUGAAGCUUUUCUGUUGAGCUUCUCAGCACCUGCAGCAAAACGUUCCAGCCUGUAAAUUCUUUUACCACACUUUUUAAAAAUGUUGUUUUUGGAGAAAAAAAACAGUAUUAGUUAUGUCGUAGUCAGUAAUUGCAAAUGAAAACAGGCCUUCCUUACUGAUUCUUGAUCAACAUGGGGCAUUUGUGCUAUCUUAAUGAUUUAUUUGCCUGCAAUCUUUCUACACUUGCGUAAGGUAUGAUUCCGUGAUUGUAUUCUGAGUGAAAUGUUUUGGUUUGUCAAAUGCACUGAUUUGCUUUGCACUGCGAUUUUGUUUUUAAAGAUGUUUUGGGGCUCCUCUUUUUAACGUGGAUUCGUUUUUGUUUUGGUCUUAUCUUUUCAAAACUCCUAAUUCUCAUUGUCCUCAACAUGUCUGUGAUUCUAGACGAACGCUGUGUAAACCUUGUGUAACACUGUAAAGGCUUGUAAAGUGUCGGCUAUUAUUUAAUGGCAGGGUCCCGUUUUGCCAGCCCCCGCGGAUCGCAGCCGCCUCCUCCAAGGCUGUGUAUCUCAUCCCAGAUAUUGUCUGCGUUCAGUCCGGAUUGUGCGGCAGACUCCAGAAUGCAGUGUCUCAGUGGAUGGAGCUGAGGGGCAAAGCAAGCGUACACUGGCUGCCUCGUACACCUAAUGCGCAGCAGUUGUGCAUGGGCAUUUUCCUUUUGUUCACCCCCCCCCCCCCCCCCUGACUUUAUCAUUUCCAGUGCAAAACAAAUGCUGCCUACUGUGGGCAUGGGCUUGUGAGAUGGACUGAAUAAUCGUCAGUGUUGUAGAAUUGCAUGCCUGUCCUGUAUGUGGGAUAACAUGUCUAGCUUAGUACCUCAAAACCCGUGGCGUAAAGCACCCGUGGUGUUCCGACUCGACACGGGUUACUUGAGCUUCGAAGAGUUGAUAUUCAAAUACUGCAUGAGAUGCGUGUGUAACUCUUUAGUCUAAGAAAGUGGAAUCGGUUUUUUUCCCCCUCCAUCGAGAUUAUGUCAUUAUUUCUGUCAAAGAAUUGCGAGUCAUUUUCUGUUCGUGUUGACUGCAUUUACAUAUGCGGUGGAGCUUAAUGAUAUUAAGAUAGUCUGCUACUUAAGAAUGAGCCUUUGCCUAAAGCAGGGCUAAGUGUGGCCAGCUAUCUUCACUUCACUCAAUUAUAUUUUGUUGUAAAUAAAACAUUGAUAACAUUAGAACUUCCACCCGAGUAUUACAAAUCUUUUGGCAAAAAUUGAAAAACUUUUAACUUUCCUUAUGGUUGUUUCAUUUUUAAUUAUGUUGGAGAUUUAAACCACUGUUCUAAAAUACUUAGAAAUAAAAUCUUACUGUAUUUAUCGUAAACCUGUUUCUUGUACCCAUGAAGGAAGGUUUAUAAUUCGGUUUAUUGCGCCUGUAUUAAUGUAACUUGUUAAAUAAAAUAUCCAUUUU